AUGUCGUCAUAUCUUCUUGCUAUCAUUGUCUCCGAAUUCAAAUUCAUCGAAAGGUAUAGUAGAGGAGGAGUCAGAGUACGUAUAUGGUCCCGUCCGGAAGCUGUGAAUAUGACUACGUACGCACUGGACGCUAGCACAGAGUUUUUGGAUUUCUUUGAAAAUCACUUAGGUAUCAAGUAUACACUACCAAAGCUAGAGAAAGACUGUUGCUGUAUGAUGAAAAUCUGUAUUCUCCCAUCGCGAAACACCGAGUUCUAUCAGUCGUGGCGCAUGAAAUAG
This is a messenger RNA of Cooperia oncophora, 279 nucleotides long. NCBI's taxonomy places the organism in Eukaryota, Metazoa, Nematoda, Chromadorea, Rhabditida, Trichostrongylidae. The record is from the annotation of a GenBank genome assembly.